Molecule: messenger RNA, 946 nt
Organism: Sinocyclocheilus anshuiensis
Lineage: Eukaryota; Metazoa; Chordata; Actinopteri; Cypriniformes; Cyprinidae
Product: ras-related protein Rab-37-like
Exons: 9
Coding region: 21-659 (212 amino acids)
Molecular function (GO): GTPase activity; GTP binding
Source: RefSeq, a predicted model, not a curated record
UUCGUCAUCGGCGCUCAGUGAUGGAUCAGAUCAGCGCAGCGGCCGUCGCUUAUAAUCAGGAUUUAACACACAAGACCAUCCUGGUGGGAGACAGCGGAGUGGGAAAGACGUCUCUACUGGUUCAGUUUGAUCAAGGGAAGUUUAUCCCUGGAUCGUUUUCUGCAACGGUGGGAAUCGGAUUUACGAAUAAAGUGCUCACUGUGGAUGAGCUGAAGGUGAGAUUACAGAUCUGGGAUACGGCGGGACAGGAGAGGUUUCGGAGCGUCACACAUGCGUAUUACAGAGACGCUCAGGCUCUUCUCCUGCUCUAUGACAUCACCAGCAAAUCCUCCUUCGACAACACAAGGGCGUGGCUUACUGAGAUCCAUGAAUAUGCUCAGGAUGAUGUGGUCAUCAUGUUGCUUGGCAACAAGUCAGAUAUGACCAGCGCUCGAGCGAUCAGACGAGACGAGGGAGAGAAACUCGCCAGAGAAUACGGAGUCAUUUUCCUGGAGACCAGUGCCAAAACCGGACUCAACGUCGACGAGGCCUUUAUGACGGUGGGAAAGGAGCUGGUGAGACGCUCGGUCCAGUUUCCCGUCGAGCCCAGACUUCACCUUCAUGACGUGAUGCAGCCGGAGAAAGAGCCACCCGGCUGCUGCGGCUUCAGCAGAAACUAGAGAACCAGAAACAGACGACACAAAGAGAAGAACAGGACACUGCAGCAGUCAGUCAUUCCUGUCACAACCAGCAGAUGGUGCACCUGAUGUCUUCUAGUCAUGUUGUGUUUGGCAAAGAUUGUGUCACAAAACCAUCACAAUCACACUGAAGCACUGCAUUGCAGCUUGAUUUGUUUUUAAGACGGAAACCAGUAGAAAACCAGCUGCAGUAACUCCGAAUAAUGCCUCCUUUCCUAUUUUAUAGUCUGCCAAAAGUAUUAUUUGUGACCCUGGAGCACAAAACCAGU